This is a messenger RNA of Coturnix japonica (Japanese quail), 2457 nucleotides long. RefSeq names its product cytochrome P450 family 46 subfamily A member 1 (gene CYP46A1). Gene Ontology annotation, molecular function: heme binding; iron ion binding; cholesterol 24-hydroxylase activity. Lineage: Eukaryota; Metazoa; Chordata; Aves; Galliformes; Phasianidae. Gene Ontology annotation, biological process: cholesterol catabolic process. The record is from RefSeq and is a predicted model, not a curated record.
GAAGCAGUUAACAGCCAGCAGCCUCCGCCCAGCCCAGGGCCACGCCGUGCCGGCACCACCCCCGGCUACAACCGAGCACCGAGCAUGGCGGUGUGGGCCGGGCUGCUGCUGCUGUUAGUGCUGCUGCUGCUGCUGGCGGCGGGGCUGUACUGCUGCUACGUGCGGCUCGUCCAUGCCGCCUAUGACCACAUCCCCAGCGCCCCGCGCGAGAGCUUUUUAUUUGGACAUCUGCCAAUCUUUUGGAGAAUGAUGAAGAAACAUGAGUUGCUACAUGAUCUCUUUCUGCAGUGGUCAAAGAAAUAUGGACCUAUUAUACGGGUUAAUGCCUUUCACAGAGUCUCAGUGCUGAUUUUGAGUCCUGAAGGAGUGAAGGAGUUUUUGAUGUCACCUGAGUACCCAAAGGACCGAAUGGUGUACGGCCAGAUCUUCAACCUGUUUGGUGUGAGGUUUCUGGGGAACGGCUUGGUAACUGAUCGCAACUAUGAGCAUUGGCACAAGCAGCGGAAGGUGAUGGAUCCAGCUUUCAGCAGAACCUACCUGAUUGGUGUGAUGGAAACUUUUAAUGAGAAGGCAGAGGAGCUGAUGGAGAAGCUAGAGGAAAAGGCAGAUGGAAAGACAGAAUUUAGCAUGCUGACGAUGAUGAGCCGGGUGACUUUGGAUGUCAUUGCAAAGGUGGCCUUUGGUUUGGAGUUGAAUGCACUAAGUGAUGACCGGACGCCAUUCCCACAUGCUGUGACCAUGAUCAUGAAGGGAAUGACUGAGAUGCGCAUCCCUUUUGUGAAGUACAUGCCAGGAAAGCAGAAAAUGAUAAAGGAGGUUCGGGAGAGCGUGCGGCUGCUGCGGCGUGUGGGCAAGGAGUGCAUUGAGAAGAGGAGGGAAGCCAUCCAGAGUGAGAAGGAAAUGCCAAUGGAUAUUCUUACACAGAUACUGAAAGGAGAUGCUCUGGAGGAAACUAGAGAUGAUGAAAACAUUCUGGACAACUUUAUCACUUUCUUUGUUGCGGGUCAUGAAACCACUGCCAAUCAGUUGUCAUUUACAGUAAUGGCACUGUCUCAGCAUCCUGAAAUAAUGGAAAGAGUUCAAGCUGAAGUGGAUGAAGUCCUUGGUGCUAAGAGAAACAUUGAGUAUGAGGAUCUUGGCAAACUGAAGUAUUUAUCACAGGUUCUGAAGGAAUCAAUGCGACUGUACCCACCUGUGCCAGGGACAGUACGUUGGACAGGGAAGGAGACUGUCAUUGAAGGUGUCAGGAUUCCUGCGAACACAACACUAAUUUUCAGCACAUAUAUCAUGGGGCGGAUGGAACGAUACUUCAAGGAUCCACUCUCUUUCAAUCCAGACCGAUUUAGCAAAGAUGCACCUAAGCCAUAUUACUCCUAUUUUCCAUUCUCACUGGGACCCCGCUCCUGUAUUGGGCAGGUGUUUGCACAGAUGGAGGCUAAAGUGGUGAUGGCAAAAUUGCUGCAGAGGUUUGAAUUCCAGCUUGUACCAGGACAGAGUUUUAAACUCUUGGAUACUGGAACCCUUAGGCCACUAGAUGGAGUAAUGUGUAAGUUAAAGCCAAGGAGCUCUCCUAAAGGUUUUUAGGUGUAGCCAUCAGGAAGGGUAGCGUGAAAUGGGAGUGGUUGAGUUCCAUCAGGUGUUGAAGAUUUUUCCCACUAAUCAGAGGUUAGAUUUUUCAGGCACCUUUAGAUGAUUGCUAGACAGAAAAAAUCCUAACUUCCUCAUCAUUUACUGAAGAAAACCUCAGGAGAUUUGUGUUAGAGAUGUUUGGAAAUCUUUGACCUACAGCAGGGCUAGAAGUGAGUGCCUAAAGUCAAAUGCUGCUUAAACUGACUUUGCCUUGAAGAAAUGCAUGAGCACCUUGAGCCAAAGGCACCUUGAGCUAGGCAGGGGGGUUGGAACUACAUGAUCCUUGAGGUCCCUUCCAACCCGGGUCAUUCUGUGAUUCUGUGAUUCUGUAAUAUCCUGCAGCUGCCCCAAAACUGCUUGUUCUGGGCUGGCUAUCAGCCUGGCUCCGCUAUAGGAAAAAUGAUACUGUGAAAAUCCAGAAAUACGUGGAUGCCUAAUGUGAGUUUAGGCAUAAAAUCUGCCAUGAAGUGCACUCAAGACCCUUAGCACGGUUGGUGUUAACACCUUUUUGAGAGAGAGAACUCAGAGUGUACACUGUCAAGUUUCUGUGUUGGGUUCCACACCAGGAGAGUGACUUCUUAGAGAUUGCUCUGGUUUGCUUGUGUUGUGCAUCACCUCGUUCAGACCAGCAGAGGGAUAACAGGCCAUUAAGACCGGUGCUGCUUUUGGCAACAUCAGCGCUGCUGUGCUGUAUACUAAUAUACUCAGAGGUAACAGCACUUGUGAUGCUAGGGCUUUAGGCUGCCAGUAGACCAGCUCUGCAAUCCCUUUGGUGGAAAUCUGCUCAUAUUCUCUUAUGCAUUAAUAAAACCUGAUGUGGAAACCCGA